AUGGAAAGAACUGUAUUUUCAUCUUAAAGAAAGGGAUGCUCAACAAAUGAGAGAGGAACCGCUGCGUUUAGUAGAGAUUUAUUUCCUAAAGGAUCUCGUGUGAAGCAAACAGCUAAUAAAGUAGUCCACUGUCCUAAUCGUAGAGUCGAGCAUGGUAAUUCUGGUUGCCACAAUUACAGUAGGUUCGAAAAUGCACUAAACUCUUAUAAUAACGAAUGA
Messenger RNA from Stylonychia lemnae, 219 nucleotides. Lineage: Eukaryota; Ciliophora; Spirotrichea; Sporadotrichida; Oxytrichidae. The record is from the annotation of a GenBank genome assembly.